Messenger RNA from Cololabis saira (Pacific saury), 6951 nucleotides. RefSeq names its product PEX5-related protein-like. Gene Ontology annotation, biological process: protein import into peroxisome matrix, docking. Bases 251 to 1975 code for a protein of 574 amino acids. NCBI's taxonomy places the organism in Eukaryota, Metazoa, Chordata, Actinopteri, Beloniformes, Belonidae. Gene Ontology annotation, molecular function: protein binding. The transcript is spliced from 13 exons. The record is from RefSeq and is a predicted model, not a curated record. Gene Ontology annotation, cellular component: cytosol; peroxisomal membrane.
GGAACCGCUCGGCUUAUUUUCGUCUCCGCUUCCAUCGGAGCGGAGUCAGAUGAGAGCCAGAACCAUUAUAAUUAUAUCUGCAGAGGGUCAGGGAGCCGGACCGGACCUAGACCGGACCUGGACCGGGACAGCGAACCGGAGCUCGGGAGGUUCAGCGGAGGCUCCGCCGACACGCAGCCGGGCUGGAGGACGCCCCUGGCGGCCACAACUACCGCCGUGAGCCGCUGACCAGGGCAGGUCCGUCAGAAACAUGUACCAGGUCCAGCUGGUCAGUGAGCAGCAGGAGAGUCGCCCCCUCCUGAGCCCCUCCAUCGAUGACUUCCUGCCAGAAAACCGGAAUGACGCCACCUCCGUCCGAGCCCCUACCUCCAACACAGCAGUUCUGUCCACAGCUCUGGACCUGGUGGACCUCAGCGACUCAGGUGACAGCAGUGGUAGAAGCAACAAAAACCACUGGAGGAGUCCUCUGAGGAGGAAAGCCAGCUCCGAGAGUGCCAGAUGCCAAACCAGAACCCAGGAGACAGAACUGAUCCAGGUGGAAGUGGAACAACUGCCCACCAGUCCCAGAACACCAGAGAGGAUCUCUCUGGACUCAGUCGGACCAUCGUCUCCGCUGGACAAAUGGCACAACUGUAACCUAGACGUGGAGGAUGGAGGACGCAGGAGGAGAUACAAGAAGAGAUGCUCCUCCCACCACUCCUCCAGCGAGCUGCUGUGGUCUGCAGAGUUUAAAACUGAUCCACUGACAAAGACCCAACUGGACAUCCAAAGUUUCGAUGACCUCGACUUCACAGCUUCAGUACAGGAUGGUGGCGAGUGCAGGCAGCGCAGACGGACUCGCUCUUUGCUUAUCAGCAACGAAUCUCUGGAGGACGAGUUCGUGCGGGCGAAGGCUGCAGUCGAGUCAGACACUGAGUUCUGGGAUAAGAUGCAGGCGGAGUGGGAGGAGCUUGCCCGGAGGAACUGGCUGGAGGAGUCUGAGGGUCAGCUUCCAACCCCGUCCACCAUCUUACCUGUGGAGAAGGGUUACUCCUUCAACACCAACAACCCUUACAGAGACUGUCCCAACGUCUUCAUGGAGGGUCAGGAGAAAGCUCGAAAUGGAGACCUCAACACUGCCUUGCUGCUGCUAGAAGCUGCCAUCCUGCAGGACCCGCAGGACGCCGAGGCGUGGCAGCUGCUGGGGAUGACUCAGGCGGAGAACGAGAACGAACACGGUGCCAUUGUGUCUCUGGAGAGGUGUCUGGAGCUCCGCCCCAAUAACCUGCUGGCCCUCAUGGCGCUCGCUGUUAGCUUCACCAACAUCAGUAUGCAGCAGGAGGCUUGCGAUGCGCUGCGCCGCUGGAUUGGCCACAACCCCCAUUACCGACACCUGGUCCAGAAGAGAAGGAGCCCACUGCGGGGUUCCCCAGCUACACCACGAAGGGGCCCUUGCUCCCCCACCAGAGGCCGAUGUGAACUUGAGGAAGUGCUCCUCCUCUUCCAAGAGGCGUCUCUGCUGAAUCUGGACCAUGUGGACCCAGACCUACAGACCGGACUAGGAGUCCUCUUCAACCUGAGCUCUGACUUCCAAAAGGCAGUGGAGUGUUUCAGUGCAGCACUGUCCGUCAGACCGCAGGACUACCUGCUUUGGAACCGGCUGGGAGCGACACUGGCUAAUGGGAACCGUAGUGAGGAGGCGGUGGAGGCGUACACCCGAGCCCUGGAGCUGCAGCCCGGAUUCAUCCGCUCCAGAUACAACCUAGGAAUCAGCUACAUCAACCUGGGAGCUCACAGGGAGGCGGUCAGUAACUUCCUCACAGCGCUGAACCAGCAGAGUCGGAGUCACCGCUGCAGCCACCACGAAAUGUCUGCCAACAUCUGGACCGCCCUGAGAAUCGCCAUCUCCAUGAUGGACCGGCCCGAGCUGUUCCAGGCUGCCAGCAUAGGUGACCUGGACCUGCUGACGAGGGCCUUCAAGGUGGGCCACGUGUGACGGCAACAUCACAGACGAGAGGGAAACCAAAGAGAGAAGAAAGGCAACACUUUAUUUACGAGACCACAGCACAACGCUUUACGUCCAUCCCCUCGACUGCUGCUGCUUCACAACCUGAACUGUCCCGGAACUAAAGCAACCAAACUGUCUGUCCCCUCCCAGCAGUGAUGACACUGAUACUGGAGGACACAUGACUCAGCAAAACCUGUUACACCGUUCACACCAGUGCGUUUACAUGCAGGAGUUCAAUCUGGUUGCAGAUCGGGUUAGACAUCGUUCAGACUUUUAAACUGCAUGUAAACACCUCAACCUGAUCUAGUUGGGACCUAUGUGGGACUGACUAACCGGAUUCAUUAACCAGGUUGGAGCACCUAGAUAACCCAGCCGCAAUCAGGUUGUUAACGCCAUGUAUACGGGGACAUAGAUAUUGCAGUCUGCGCAUGCUCGAGAAUUUCCCCCGGGUGGGGUUUUCCCCCGGGGGAGGAGAUUCACCCGGAAGUGAAAGGUGACGGCGCGUGCUCAGUAGUAGCACCCUGGGGUGUCGUCUGAAUGCUUCAGGGGUGUCGUCAAAAAAUUACCUAUUCUGACAUUUCAGAAUAGGUAAUUUGUAAUUUGUAAUUUGUAUUUUCGCGACCAUACGGGCGCCGUGUGGAAAGGCACACCCUCAGUUUUGUGUCAUUUCUGUAUUUAAAACACACACACGGCGCACCGACCGUAAAGGAGCCGUCUACACACACGACACACACGCGCGCCGCAGAACACACACACAAACACACAAGCGUGGGUAUUUAAAAAUAGAGCGGGAGCAAAACUUUGUUUGAUUGUAGGCUACUUUAUUUCAGUUUUUACAUUAAUCAAACCCAUCAAAGUCCUCGUCCUCUGUUUCUGCAUUAAAGAGCUCCGCUAAAUCAGCUGUGCCAGUCCGAAAUUCCUCGCUGUCAGAGUCACUUACCGUGCCGUGCGGCGCCUCGGAAAUGCACGCUUUUGCAAAAGCUCGCAAAAUAAUCCCAGCAGACACAUUAGCCCACGCAUCAACAAUCCAUCUGCAAACUGUGGCAUAACUUGCCCGGCGCUGCCUUCCACUCCUGGUGAAACUGUUCCCCCUCAGUCAUCCGUCGCUCACAUGCCGCUCGCAGCCUUAAGGCUGAUUUAUUGUUCCGUGUUAACCAACGCAGAGAUUACGCCGUAGGUUACGCGGCGACGCACGCUUACGGUGCGCUUCGCCGCGUACGUUACGGCGUAGGCUCUGCGUCGAUUUAACGCGGAGCCAUAAAUCAGGCUUCACUUUGAACGGCCGGUGUGAAAAGCUGGAAAAGCCGGCUGGAAAAGUCUCUUUAGGCAGUCUUUCUUUUAAAAAUCACCAUAGUUUCUGUCCAUCAGCGUGGCAACCAAGCACAACAGUGAACGAUGACUUCUACUUACAGUCAGAGCGAUGCAGUGCGGUUUUUAAUUAUAUUUUACUCUGGGGUGUCGUGAGAUUUUAUUCACUUUUGAAAGGUGUCAUGACUGAAAAAAGGUUGAGAAAGGCUGUUUUAGACAGAUUAUUAAUAGGAAAGCAGUGAGAAUGCACGUUUUCCUUUCCUUGUUGUUAAGCGGAGGUCAACCGGAAGUGGCUCUUUGUUGAAAUGGUUACCUUGGGUACAGCGCCACCUAGCGUCACGGAGUCAGCCAUGCUCUGGUUACGGUGGGUUAUUCAGUCUGAUCUCUGAACAGCAUAUAUACUCAGACAAGUGAUCCGAUCUUCUGCAUGUCAUUAUCUGAUCCGAUCUGUUACCAGAUUGAAUUGCUGCAUGUAAACGCACUGAGUAGUGGUGCAAAACUGGAUCACAACUGGAUCAGAACUGGAUCAGAACUGGUGCAGAACUGGAUCAGAACUGGAUCAGAACUGGUGCAGAACUGGAUCAGAACUGGAUCACAACUGGAUCACAACUGAAUCAGACACUGAAUCAGAACUGAAUCAGAACUGGAUCAGAACUGAAUCAGAACUGGAUCAGAACUGGAUCAGAACUGAAUCAGAACUGAAUCAGAACUGAAUCAGAACUGGAUCAGAACUGGAUCAGAACUGAAUCAGAACUGGAUCAGAACUGGAUCAGAACUGGAUCAGAACUGGAUCAGAACUGGAUCAGAACUGGAUCAGAGAUUAGAUCCGUGUCUUUUCUGGCAUUAUGUCUGGUAUUCAUGUCUGUGCUCAGAUGUUGGACGGCUCUGUCCAGCAGGACCGGCUCCAGCAGCUGUGGCAGCAGCUGGAAUAGCCACCUCCUCCAGCCCAGCCACCUUCCCAUCCAGGCGGACUGACCGGACUGUCCAGACUGACCGGAUGGACCGGACGGACCGGACUGACCGGACUGACCGGUCCCUAUACCCUUGCAGUUUCAGAAGUCCAGGAUUUUAAUUGAAGGCGUGCUUGAUUGGUCUGCAUCUUGUUUGUGGACACGAGUGUAUGGCUGAGGUACUGAGGUAAAAACAUCUUGAGCAUCAUCAGGAACUGCCAAACCAGUUUUCAUGCAAAGAUGCUGCUCACACACAUCAUUUUACAUUUUAAGACUUGAAAAUACUUACGGCCUAUGAGGGACACAUACUGAGACGAAAGUGGACACACUGGACAUGGGCCAAGUGAGGUUUGUUUGUAGUUUCAGUAAUGUAUCUCCUUAUUUAAAAAUGAGCCAGUUGGGCCCACCCAUAAACCAGCUAGAUCCCACUUAAGAGUCCAGAUAGGGCACAAGGGGACGGUACCUGGAGCUUGCAAACAGGCCCCCCAGGAACCAGGAGGCAAACCCACCUGGAGCAUUCAAGAUAUUUACAUGUAGGUCUAUUUUACACACCACCUUUGGCUAAUAUUAGGGGUGUAACGAUACACUAAUCUCACGAUACGGUACGAUACACAAUAUUGACGUCACAAUAACGAUACGAUACGAUACGAUAUUUUAGCAGUAUUUUUUUAACAACCUUGAAUGAGGAACAUAUGACUGGAAAAAAUUUUAUUUUAUUUGAAAUACACAAAAUACAAAACAAUGCUGUGCGUUUGCCCUAUUGUUACAGUUUGUAAUGCUUUAUAACUGUUUAAGUUUUAAAGAGAAGGCCAGGCCAACCAUUUUUCACAAACUGAACUAAAAGUAAAUGUCAGGUUUGCAUUAUGCAUCUUCAGUUUCAUACAAGUACAAAUAUUUAGCCACAAACUGAAUAGUUUCUCUCAUGUAUGACUUGACUUUUUUCUUUUACAGAAAUGUAACAACUAAAAUUAAAUAAAUAAAUAAAAGUAAAUAAAUAAACUAUGAAAAGUCCCAAACUCCAAAUGUAACAUGACUGUUAUUUAUUUGUUCCAGAGCUCAGAGCUUCACCUGCUCCAGCCUGAGGCCGUAAGGUGAACCCCGUUAUCGUUUCAUCCUCGACACAAUCUUUACAUCAUAAAAAAGAUUGAUUCAUGUUCACCGUAUAAGUAAAAGUUUGGAGCUCAAAACCCCGCAAGAGUCCCGUGAUCGGGACGCAAAACGGUACUAGUUUCUUUCUGAGCGGAGGAAGAUUUUGGUCCGCGGGUCGAGGCGCGGUCGUCACGUGAUCCCGCUACCAAUAGGAUGUUACUAGAAAACACAAUAGAUUAAUAUCAAUAACCCAAUAUUGUGCUACAGUUUGUCACCUCCACGACACGUAUCGUGAUGUUUUGUGUAUCGCGAAAUUUCGUGGCACGAUAUAUCGUUACACCCCUAGCUAAUAUGGAACCCACAUAUAAAAGCUGGGAUGAAUUACCUCUUUCUUAUACAAGCAGAACAGUUAACACACUGGUGAUUAAGAAAAGAUGAAUAACAUUACACAAGCCACCUUGCUUUGGUCUGUACCCAUGGGUUGAAGUGAGCCAAGCUCACCUUAGCCCAGUUCCUUAGUCAAUUCAUUCAAUCUAGCAGGCCACGGCAUACAGAUGUGAAGAUGACCUGUCGUCCUCCGCACUUUGAGCUCUCAUCAGCACUCAUCAGCAAAUCGCAGCGCAUGAUCCUCUGUUGGCCCCGCCUUCUUUUGCAGAGUCCGUCACGCCAGUGUUUUCAUUUGAAUGAGUGCACGUGUAUAGUUUCACAGUCAAGUUUGAGAAGGCUUUCAAGCCAAAGUACAGUAAGUGGAUUAAAUUGACAUUGAUGGUGACGAUGUGUAAGGGGCGUCGCCAGGUGUAAUCCCUUAUGGGUUCUGAGCCCAAAGGGGCCCCCGCGUAGCGGAGGCCUAAACUGCGUGCGCGCGCACGCACAAAAUUUUUGGGAUCUUACGGGUCGUAUCGGUUAACUUUGCAUGACUUUAAGUCGUUUAGAAACAGAUUGACAGCCACAAGCAGCUUCAAUGAUUAUAACAAAAAAGACCAUUCCAGAUCAGCAAAUGAAUGCAUAGCACAGGAUAAUAAUAACUGCAGGGUGGUGAAUAGUGCAACAGGGCAAAGCUCUGUGUAUUCUCCUAUUCAAUUUUAGACAAUAUAAGGAGUAAAAACUGAAUGAGAAACGAGAAAGCCAAAGAAAGUGUCAUGACAACAAUUAUAAUUAUUAUCCUCCUCAUUUUAUUGCCGCAUUCAGCAAAAUACCAAUGACCUCCAAGUUCCAACUCACUGCAUCAUAUAGGGCUAAACAAACAUCCAUCUCAGACUGGUAUUAUAUACAAAAUGGCAAAAUAAAUAAAUACAAUAAAUAAGAAAAAACACAUGACUGACCAACAUAGCAGCAUAUAAAUAAAAUUCACAUUAAACAUUCCCAACUCAGUCCCAAUACAAAGACAUACUCAAUAAAAUUACAAUAAAACAACUUAAGGUGCCAUUACAAUGGCUUUUUCUAUCUUUUCGUUUCUGUGCUCCUGAUUUCUUCUGUUUUGUUUUAGCCUCCGCCAGUGGCAGAGCGUGGGUUUCAGCACAGAGGGGGCGGAGCAUUCUCAAUGGGCCCUUAUGAUAAUUAUUUUACUAUUCAACAACUUAAAGAUAACGGACACCUCAUCAUACCCAGCAAACAACA